UGGAACAUGUUACUUUCGCGAAGGAUUCCGAUCUUCUUGCUAGUCAGAUUCAAGUUUUCCGUGAUAUGAGCGAAAAGCCAAUUGGACUUUUGCUACAGAAACAUCUAUUUGAAUGGUUCUUAGACGUUUUCAAGGCUAUCAUGAGUGACUGUAAAUAUUUGCCAAAAUUGGCCACUCCACCGAUACGAUUUGAAGAUCCUAUAUAUGGUACUACUGAUUUAAAGUAUAUAGACUUCGUGAUACCAUCAUUUCUAUUAGUAACAGCCUUCACUUUGGGCACUAUAGUCUCUUCCUUGUUGAUAAUCACAGAUCGAGAGGAGGGUGUCUGGAAUCGAAGCUUAGUCCAAGGGAUAAAAGUAGAAGAAAUUCUGCUGUCUCACAUUGUGGUUGAAAGCAUCAUCACAAUUAUGCAUACCAUUACGGCAAUACUCAUAGUCUUCCCUAUAUGGGGUUUGGAAUAUAAAGGAUCAAUAUUCGUUAUAACCCUCCUUCUCUUUCUCUCCGAGUUUUGUGGAAUGAUGUGUGGUUUUGUUAUAUCUACCUUUUGCACAACUAUUAUGUCGUCCACAUUAUUGUCAAGCGGAAGUUUGGUAACGACGUUUAUAAUGACUGGUGAGACUUUACUCUAUCUGUUUCUCGGAAAUGGCCUCUUACUUUAAUUAGUUAUUAAAUUAAUUCUAAAUUUAGUUUUUUAUUACGUAAUGAUAUAUGAACAGGGUAAAUGUGCAUAAAAAGACC
Messenger RNA from Vollenhovia emeryi, 738 nucleotides. RefSeq lists its product as uncharacterized. The coding region runs from base 66 to 659 and encodes 197 amino acids. NCBI's taxonomy places the organism in Eukaryota, Metazoa, Arthropoda, Insecta, Hymenoptera, Formicidae. The record is from RefSeq and is a predicted model, not a curated record. The transcript is spliced from 6 exons. Gene Ontology annotation, cellular component: membrane. Gene Ontology annotation, molecular function: ABC-type transporter activity.